Messenger RNA from Thermothielavioides terrestris NRRL 8126, 957 nucleotides. RefSeq lists its product as uncharacterized. Gene Ontology annotation, cellular component: membrane. The record is from RefSeq and is a predicted model, not a curated record. The coding region runs from base 1 to 957 and encodes 318 amino acids. Gene Ontology annotation, molecular function: signaling receptor activity. The transcript is spliced from 4 exons. Lineage: Eukaryota; Fungi; Ascomycota; Sordariomycetes; Sordariales; Chaetomiaceae.
AUGUACUCAGGCGCUCUAUUGAACAACUGGGGGGUGUAUCACGUUAGGGCCAGCACGCUCCUCGACACCGCCAAAACGGCCGAAGCUAAACUCGAGCACGCGCUGCUCGUGCUCUGGGACGACCUGCCACACUGGCGACGCGACAACCCAUCCAUCCUAACAGGGUACCGGGCGACGUCGCACAGCGUGGCGCGGUCGCUGGCCAGCCUGCUGUACCUGCACAACGAGAGCGUCAACAUCUGGACGCACCUGGUCGGCGCGGCGGCCUUCGCGGCGGCGGGGCUGGGGCUGUACCUGUGGUGGGCGUGGGGCCUGGUCGGCCCGCGGUACGCGUCGGCGGGCCCCGCGGACGUCGCCGCCCUCGGCUGCUUCUUCGCCGGCGCCGCCUGCUGCCUCGGCAUGAGCGCCGCGUACCACACGCUCUCCAACCACAGCGAGCGCGUCGCGCGGUGGGGAAACAAGCUCGACUACAGCGGCAUUGUCGCGCUGAUUGUCGGGAGCUACGUGCCGGCGCUGUGGUAUGGGUUCUGUGGGUGGGAAUGGGCGCUGAAGGGGUAUUUGGGCGCGAUUGUGCUUCUGGGCGUGGGAUGCCUGGUGGUUUCGUGGUUCGACCACUUCCGCACGCCCGCCUGGCGGCCGUACCGGGCGCUGAUGUUUGUCGGGUUGGGUCUGUCCGGGGUCGUGCCCAUUCUGCAUGCCCUCUCCGUCUAUGGGUACCGCGAGCUGGACCAGCGGAUGGGCCUCAGCUGGGUCAUUCUCCAAGGUGCCUUAUACAUCUUCGGCGCCUUCUUGUAUGCGGUCCGCUGGCCGGAAUGCAAGUAUCCAGGCACUUUCGACAUCUGGGGAAGUUCGCACCAGCUGUUCCACGUCUUUGUGUUACUCGCCGCGACAUCGCACUUGUACGGCAUGGCCAAGGCGUUUGACUUCCAUCACAGCGUUCUGGGUGCGCAGUGUUAA